AUGACAAAAGCAGUGGCGCAUUCAUUUUUCGGUCCGUCGGGCCUAAACGUCGCGGUUAACUUCUUCAAAACUUCUCCUAUUCCUGAUGGUUUUCAAAAGAACAUGGGAAAGCCGAAGGGAAUUCGUACGGCUCGUAAAUUGAAGAUCCAUCGCCAGUCCCAAAGGUGGUGUGAUAAGGCGUACAAAAAGGCACAUCUUGGAACCCGAUGGAAGUCCAAUCCAUUUGGAGGCGCUUCUCACGCCAAGGGAAUCGUUCUCGAGAAAAUCGGUGUAGAGGCUAAGCAGCCUAACUCUGCCAUUCGCAAAUGCGUCCGUGUGCAGUUGAUCAAGAACGGAAAGAAAAUCACAGCUUUCGUCCCCAAUGACGGUUGUCUCAACUUCGUUGAGGAGAACGAUGAAGUGCUUGUUUCUGGCUUCGGUCGAUCUGGUCACGCCGUUGGAGAUAUUCCUGGAGUUCGUUUCAAGAUCGUCAAGGUCGCUAACACUUCGCUUUCUGCCCUGUUCAAAGGAAAGAAGGAGAGACCACGUUCGUAAAUACUGUUCGUUAUUGUUGUUACG
Molecule: messenger RNA, 558 nt
Organism: Cylicocyclus nassatus
Lineage: Eukaryota; Metazoa; Nematoda; Chromadorea; Rhabditida; Strongylidae
Source: the annotation of a GenBank genome assembly